GGUAGUUCAAUUUGAAUCAUGUAGGAGCGGUCGUUGAGGAUCAAUUUGUAGAUGCCGUUCUGUCGUCGGCCCUUCCAGAGCUCUCUUUGCUUAGCCUCGCCUCGCUUAAAGCGGCAUUCACCCACCCACCGAGCUCACCAGGUUCUGUUUACGGAGUAUUUGGAGAAUACCAACAUUAGUCGUCAAAAUAAUGUUUACUCUACUGUAAGCUUCUAGAUGAUUGCAAACGAUCAUUUGAUGAUAAUCGGUUACCUAUGCUUUGGAACAAUUAGAGAGUAGCGAAUGACCGCUAUCACUGCCGCUUUGCAAGUGAGUUGGGCAAUGACGGUCCUAAAGCCGAGUACCUACUCGAGUAGUACCAGUCACAUCUCCAGAGUCAACUUUCCACUAUCACCACUGAUCAGGAACGUCUUUUACCAAUCAUUACUUGGCACUCUGUAUCGUAUUCGUGAAUUCAAUUCAGAAUUCCCAUAUCAAUCCUUCCGUAGAUGCACAGUACCUAGAUGCACAGUACCUACUGUAGAUGCACAAUACCUAGGCACCUAGGUAUCCGUAGGUGCACAGUAGCUUGGUCGGUGGAUUAUAUCCGGCAAUGGAGAUUAGUCAAAAUCCGCGGCUUAUGUCCCCCUCUUCUCCCCUCCAGCUCCCCCGCCGGAGCCUUCUGUACAGGGGUAUGGGUGGAAACCUCCUGCGCAAGGCUUCAACCGUCGUCACUUCCUCACCUCAUAGGUACGAAGGUAGUUUGACUCACUCGUACUGAGAUAUUCCCACUUCUUGCGCGUUCUUCCUGCAUACAACUCACAUGUUCGUCCUAUACUACGUCCAGAUGAUGUAGGUAGAGUACCUAUAUUCAGGGAAAAGUGAUUACAUACUACAACCAGAAUUGGAAACCUACCUAGGUACUACUCGGUACAAUUGGACAAGCCACAAUUCCAUCUACAGUCUUUCCCAUGUUUCCAACGGCCCAAACCGAAUCCUCAACCGGCGCAUAUUCACCACCCGAUACUCCAAGUUACGCAGUGACUGCAGAACAGAGAAUGGCCUCGCAUGCGGCUCCUCAUUCUCUCAGUGCGAGAUCAUGUGUGACGUGUCGUCGACGGUAAGAAGAAAUGUGGAUAUCACGCGAAGGGCAGAGCUGACCUGAGUGAAUUGGGAAGCAAAGUCAAAUGCGAUAAAAAAGAGCCAUGUUCCAAUUGCGCCAGGGCGGGCUCCGAAUGCGUUUUUCCUGCUCCGGGAAGAGCCCCACGGCGACCCAAGGCUGGUGGAAAGGCGACGACGGAGCGAGAGGAAGCAUUGUUGAAACGACUCAAAAGGCUGGAGGGCGUAGUAGAAGAACUCUCAGGCCAGGUCGAGAUAGAAGCAGGCAGACCCUCUCCCACCAGCGAUAGCUCCAUGCACGCAGAAGGCGAAUCUUCAACCGCACACCCAAUUGCAAGACCAUAUAAGCUGAGGGUGGUCGGAGUAGACGAGAGGACAGGCUCCAAAAAAGAAUGGCUCACCAAAGCUUACAAGAUUGGGGACGGACCUUCGAAAUCUGAUUAUGGAAGAGAUCCCGCCCAGGGGGGACUCGGUCGAAUGGUCUUUGAUGGUGGGAAAAGUCGAUAUCUCUCCCACCCCUUUUGGAGUCAGAUUACAGAUGAAGUUGAGGAAAUCAGAGACAUGCUAGACGAUCAAGACCUUGAUUCUGACUCGGAUUGCGCACCCGUACCGAAAGAUUUUAUCACAGAUGGCAAACAUCAAGGUUUCCUGAUGGGUUAUAGUAGUACGGAUGUCGACCUUCGAAGUCUGCAUCCUUUACCCUCUCAAAUCCCAUUCUAUUGGGGGACUUUUCUGGAAAACGUCCAUCCAUUAGUCAAGAUAUUACAUGCUCCAACAAUGACCAAAACAAUCAAAGAAGUCCAGAACAAUCUGAAAAAUCUAAGCAAAAGCACCGAGGCACUCAUAUUCUCAAUUUAUUUUGCUACAGUCACGUCCAUGAAUGCCGAACAAGUACAAUCCAAUUUUGGCGUCGCAAAAACAACUCUGCUUAAUCAAUAUCGAUUUGGAACUGAGCAAGCGCUGGCCAGAGCUGGUUUACUCAAUACCAACGAAAUCGUGACUGUUCAGGCUUUCAUCUUGUUUCUGGUCUGUGUGAGGCGACAUGAUGACACGAAAUUUGUGUGGACUAUGACUGGUCUUGCUAUCAGGAUUGCACAAUCUCUAGGUCUACAUCGAGAUGGCGAGAAGUUUGGCUUGCCCCCAUUUGAUACUGAGAUGAGGCGACGACUGUGGUGUAAGUUGCUGUGGCUUUUCUCUUCAUCAUUUUUUCACGCUUCUGAAAUCUAGGUAUUCACCGCCUUUUCUCCACCCUCCGAACAUGGUCAAGAGAAUUGGCUUAUGAUGGCUCUCCCCAAUUUUCUACCUUUCCAGACUAAUGAGUCAACUGAUCCUAGAAUUUGGAUUGAUUGCUCUUAUUCUCUCCAAGCCUUCGAUAAAACUCCGCAAUUGCUUUGAACUCUUGCAACAGUUCUAGGCAUUGUUCCGCAAAGGUUUAGCUAUGAGAGCUGGUUACUACAACAUUUUCCGCUUAUCACGUGCAUAUUGCAACAAUUCUCUUCCUUCACAAAACCUCUCUUUAAGGAGUCUUUACCUGACAACGACUAAUGAAUUCCCAGGGCAAGUCUGCCUUUUAGACGUCCGCGCCUCCGAGGACCACGGCUCUGACCCCACGAUACAAGACCACACCUUUGACACCGAAUUUCCCACUUCAUGCAACGACGAAGAUCUCUCUACAAACGAUACAGUGUUGCCUACUCCCCAACCAGGCGUCUCGGAAAUGACAUUCUGUCUGAUUCGUUACGAAAUCUGCAGCCUCUCGCGCCAAAUCUCAUAUGUUCCGCCUGGGCUGAAAAGUAAUACUCUGGGUCAUGAAGUACUUACCUUUGAGGAUAAGCAGGGUAUGAUUAAGAAGUGUGCAAUGCAUUUGGAGGAGAGGUAUUUGAAAUAUUGUGAGGAUGCGGGACCGCUUUAUUGGGUUGCAGCUACGGUUGCUAGGUUGAUUAUGGCGAAGGUUUGUUUCUGUCUUAAAUUCAAUACUGACUCCCUUGAACUUUCCACACCUAAAACAUCCACUGGGUUUCCUUACGCUUCUAUAUACCGUUAUCAUACAAAAACUAACAAACUCCCCAGAUAAAACUACUCCUCUACCACCCUUUUACCCAACCCGGCAAAGCCAGCACCCUCUCCCAAGACACCCGCGACAGCCUCUUCAUGUCCUCUAUCGAGAUCCUUGAGUUCUCACAAGUCCUACAAGCUGAAAGCACAACAAAGCAAUGGGGUUGGCUCUUCUCAACAUAUAUUCAGUGGCACGCAAUUGCGUACCUCCUGGGUGAACUGGCCAUCCGUGGUAAUUCCACCAUCGUGGAGCGUGCGUGGCGCGCACUGGAUUCUGUAUUUGGUAAUUGGGAUAUGGUUGUCAAGUCUAGUAAAGGGAGUGGGAUGUUAUGGAAGCCGAUUAGAAGUUUGAUGGGCAAGGCUCGACUACGGAGGGAGGGGUAUUCGGGUAGUGGGAUUGGGGGAGGAGAGUUAGAGCUUGGAAUGAGGGAGGAGAAUAUCAGGCCGGCGCCAAUGCAGUAUGGCAGCGCUUUGCCGACGUUUAUGGGGGCGGAUGGGAAUCUACUUCUCUCUCCAUCGGCCACUACUAAUCCAACACCCCUCUAUCAUCCUCCUAAUACCACCUCAACCGAUCCCAUCAAUACCACUCUCUGUCCGCAAAUCGUGGGUAUGGGUAUGCUCGCCCCGGAACACAUCCAGAAUACCCUUCAACGACACCAACAACUUAACCAACUGAAUAUGCAGACUGGCACUACGCCUUGGCUGAUGGAUGACAAUGCCCUUGUGGACCUGGAUAUGCAGGGGAUGGAGGGCGCGAAUUGGGAGGGUUGGGAUGAAUUGGUGAGGGACUUUCAGAUGGAUGGUGGUGAGGGGGCCGGUAUUGGAGGUGCGGGAGGUGGUGUGGGGGGUGUGGGGGGUGUUUGGUGGUAG
Molecule: messenger RNA, 4023 nt
Organism: Hymenoscyphus albidus
Lineage: Eukaryota; Fungi; Ascomycota; Leotiomycetes; Helotiales; Helotiaceae
Source: the annotation of a GenBank genome assembly